AAAGAAGAAGAAAAAGAAUACGAAGAAGAAGAAGAAGAAGACCUAGACAUAGUGGGAAGAACGAUACACAACACCGACGCCCACUUUCUGGUGACAGUAGGUCGUUUGCCCUCCACUGUUUUGAUGCAGAGCUCGAAGAGGCAGAGACGACACAUGGCGGAAGAUUGGAUGUCCGCGUGAAACGUUUCUGUAACAUUGCUACCCCAGUUUCACAUAAAGAAGACCGGAGUAAGCGAAGAAGCUUUGUGAGAUGGAGAGCACGGCGGAGGGAGACGCAGACGAGCGCAGGAGGGAACACUGGAAGCUGCUGUCCAGUCUGAAGACCACAGUAGAGGGCCUUGUGUCCACCAACAACCCCAACGUGUGGUCACGGUAUGGAGGCUUGCAGCGGCUGCACAAGGAUAUGAACAAUAUCCUCAGCCAUGGACUGAGAAACGAGCAGGUGUACUACAAGCAGAGAGACUACUGGCCAUUUGUUUGGUGUGUUCGGUACAUCAGCCCGCACCUCGCCUCACAUGUCGAACAGUUCAGUCACCUGGAGCCUGUGCUGAGUAGUGGGGUGCAAGGUGCUGGUGAAAGCUACAAAGCUGAGCGUUGGCUGCUUCACACCUUACAGGUUCAUAUGCUAUCAACCCAGCUGCGGCCUCUGCUUCGGCAUCUGGGACAUACACGUAAAUAUUACAAUGAUAAUGCCUUUCUGCUGAGUGAGCCUCAUGUGACAGCCAUGUUUCAGUGUUUAGAAGCCGUGGAGCAGAAUAACCCCAAAUUGCUGGCCCAAGUAGACACUGUUGGUCUGUCCCCUCUGAAGGGCCCACCUUGUCUGGGUCUUCUGAAGAGCCAGAGCCUAUGUGUGUUGCCAGGGGCCGGUGGUGCAUGGAGGAGCACAAACAUGGCUUCCAGAGGAGAAACUCUAAAUCGCAGGCUCACCACCUCUAACUGCUCUCUGCGAGAAGCAGUCACCCCCAGCUACUGUGCAGGUACUACAGGAGCUGGAAUCCAAAGUGGCCCGGUGUUGGUCCCUUCUAUUUCCCUUCCAGAGCCUUCCUACUCCCUUCAGCCUGAGGCUGUAGACUCUGGCGACGGUGACUCUGACGAUGGUCCAGAGUACCUGGCUAUUGGUAACCUGGGGCAACGCUGUCACUGUGACUCCCAAAGCUCCACCCAUAGCAGUGAACAGGCCGAGACCAAAGAUCAGUCUCUGAACCGGAGCUCCGUGGUUUUGGUCCCAUCAAGACGCUCAUCUUUUUCAGGGGGCCAGAAGGGGCCGGGUAAGGGGUCCAGAGGACAUACCCGCUCGUUUUCUGAUACCGGAAUCAAUCAAAAACACAGAAAUGGAGGGGGCCACAGAAAAAUCACCAUAAUAAUAGAAGAUCCAGUAGCAGAAUUGGAAGAUGAUGACUGCAUGAAGGACUACAGUCCUUUCUCACCUAAGUGCAAUGAUACCAGCAUUCCCAGUUCUCUUUACAUGGAGUCUUAUGGGUCCCAACACAGCAAUGUACUGGAUGGGAUGUUCAGAAAGCCUUCAGAGGGGCAGAGUCUCAUCAGCUACUUGUCAGAGCAGGACUUUGGCAGCUGUGCUGACCUUGAAAAGGAGAAUGCUCAUUUUAGCAUUUCAGAGUCCCUCAUUGCAGCCAUUGAGCUGAUGAAAUAUAAUCUAGGGCGUCAGGAGGAGGAAGGCGAUGAGGAGGGCGACAGUGACUCUGAGAUUCAGCAGCUCAAGCAGAAGAUCCGCCUGCGGAGGCAGCAAAUCCGGCACAGUCGCCUGCCACCCUGCACAACCUCUCAAUGCACUUACCACUCCACUGACAGCGGAGGCUCCAAGAGGAGUUCUCAGGACUCCGACCGGGGUCUGUCUGGCUCUGGCUCAGCUGAGGAGGUGGAGGAGUGCGAACUACGAGAUGGCUGUGAAGGUCAGUCCCUGCUGGUGGUGUCUCAGAAUGGCCUCUCCCUGUCACUUGCCUCCCUCUUCUCAGAUGCAGACAUCAAGCAUAGUGUAAGCUCCUGCAGCAGGUCUUUUCUCAGCUCAGAGUCGAUCUCUCCCUCCUUCCUCCAGUCUAACUCAGCUGAGUCAGUAGCCAUGGGUUUACUCAGGCAGUUUGAAGGCAUGCAACUUCCUGCAGCCUCUGAGCUUGACUGGCUGGUCCCAGAACACGAUGCUCCUCAGAAAUUGCUGCCCAUGCCCAACUCUCUGCCGAUCUCUCCUGAUGAUGGUGAACACGCAGACAUCUACAAGUUGAGGAUUCGUGUUCGUGGCAACCUCGAGUGGGCACCGCCUCGACCACAAAUCAUUUUCAACAUUCAUCCCGCCCCCAAGUCAGUCCACAACAGAAGGAAGAUAGUUGUGGCUAAGCAGAACUACCGCUGUGCUGGAUGUGGAACCCGCAUUGACCCAGACUAUAUCAAGCGACUGCGUUACUGCGAAUACCUCGGACGGUACUUCUGCCAGUGCUGCCACGAGAACGCCCAGGCAGUGGUUCCUGGCCGAGUGCUGAGGAAGUGGGACUUCAGCAAGUACUAUGUCAGCAACUUUGCCCGGGAUCUGCUGAGCAAGAUAGCUGGAGAUCCACUGUUCAACCCCAACGACAUCAACAGUGGUCUGUACAAGAAAAACAAGGCACUGGAGACUGUUAGAGUUUUGAGGGUGCAGCUGUUCCACAUAAAAAAUCUCUUCAAGACUUGCCGCUUUGCUAAAGAGGUGCUGGACCAGUUUGACAGACUGCCAGGACACCUAACCGAGGACCUUCACCUCUUCUCCCUCAACGACCUCACUGCUGUGCGCAACGGCGAACUGGCACCCCUAAUGAAGGAGCUGCUUAAACUUGGUACCAUACAUGUAGCUGACUGUGUGCUGUGCCAGGCAAAGGGUUUUGUAUGUGAGUUCUGCGGCAACGAGAAAGACAUCAUCUUCCCCUUCCAGCUGAGCAAGUGCCAGCGAUGUGAAGACUGUCAUGCAUGUUACCAUCGCAGCUGUUACCAGACAAGUAAAGAGUGCCCUCGGUGUCAGCGGCUGGCAGAGCGGAGAGAGAGGAUGGCACGCAAAAAUAUGGAGGAACAAGAAGAUAAUGGAGGUGGGACUUAGUGUUAGUUACAGGAGAAACCUCAGAAGACGAUGAGCACAACACGACCAUGAUUGUAGUCACUUGGCAUCUCUCUUUCCCACCAGCCCUCUCAGACCUGGGUGACAGUACCCUCUAAAAACUGCUGUAUAGUUUCUAUAUUGCCAGAUGUUUUUACUACAUCACUUGUUAAGUAGAAUGUAGCCACUGUUGAUAUUCAGAUUUCUGUAAGCCCAUUUUGGACAUGCACUUUAUUCUCCUUGAAAAGUAUGUUUGAUCCCUAACAUUUUCAUGUAACAAUUUUAUAAUAUUUCUCCAAAAACAUUCUCAGUUUUGCAAUUACAUAUUUUGUUUUCCACUUGAUAGUUCAAUUUCUUUGUACAUCACAAAUUAUAAUAAUGGCCUGACAAUCAUCGCAGUCAAAUAAUACAAAUGUGCAAAUUUUUCUUAGUUUUUCUUGUUUCACCCUCCAUCUGCAAUCAUUCCCACACAUAUUGAAUCGCUGUGUAUGAAAAAGUGUGAAUGAGAAAACCUGCUGCCUUACACAGUUACUAGAUGUUGAAGUUUCAUGCUUGAAAGCCAAAGAUUGUUGCCAAAAAAAAAAAAAAAAAAAAGUAUUUGCUCAGUCUGUUCCCAGGUUUGAUAUUUCUGGUGAUUUUUUUUUUUUACUAGCCACUUUGCUUUUUUGUGACUUUAAAUGACAGGAUUUCUGUUUUUAAGAAUGAAACUGGAAAUUUGAAAGUAAAGAUAUUUUUAUUGUGUGAUUGAUUUUUAGCACAUAUACUGUAUAUAAUCUUCAGUUAUGUUGUGUUUAUUUUAUUUGUGUGUGUGUGUGUGUGUGUGUGUGUGUGUGUGUAUAAAUAGCUACCUGAUGUGUAGCCAUCCACAAAUGGUUGCACUAAAUCAGCACAUGCACAGGUUCUAAUGCUGUUUUGGAUAAUGGAGAGUGUCGAUUAAUUGCACUGAUCCUGUUUUUUUGCUUUUGCGUUUGUUUUGUCUUUUUGGAUGGGAGAAUUUAACUUUUUGGGAAAUUUUCAUAUGUUCGUUGUAAGAACAUGAGACCUCACCUUCUGUUUCUCUAAUUAAGCUCCCAUCACCUGGUUUGCACAGUCCAAGAGAGAGUAUAGCAAAAAUUUUAUCACAAUUCUUCCAUGGACUAAAUUUUUUUUUAUUUAGUUAAGUUGAGAUGAGAUUUAAUUAAUGUAGUGAUGAUUAUCUUGCAGACUUCAUCAGUGUGCGUCUGCUUUAAAAUAUAGUUAAAAUAUAAGUGAUUUAGAAAAUGCCCAACUUUUCUUUGAUAUAUUGAUAUCAAUCACAUGUCUUGAGCGAUCAGCCUGUUUAGCCAGCUUAUACUGAAUAGACGUCUGCUCCAGACCAGUGCUUACCUUACAGAAUUUUGAGCAGUUGAACAAAACAGUAAUUUUAAAUCUAUAUUAAUUACAGUUUUAGAAGCCAAUAGAGAAGUACACAAUAUCACAGAGAAAUAAUACAGCAAAUGUGACUUGUUAAUUUAGAAGGUUUGAUGUUGAAAUUUUUGUCUCUUGAUUUGUUUGUGGCUGAUUUUAGGUCUUCAUGUCAAGUGUCUUAUAGUUCUGAGUUAGAUUGAUUAAAGAUUAGACAGAAAAGGGGCACAAUCUUUUUAAUAGAUGCUCUACUCUGUCUCCUAAAAACUAACUGGCUUUGUGUGUACAAACCCUUAUGAGAUGAACCCAGAACGACUGCUUUUAAAAGAAACACUGAUCACAAACUAAAAACCUCCACUUGGCUCACUGUUCUGUUCUGUUCUGUCACUGUUCUCCUUUAACAAGGAGGGAGGAAAUUUAAAGUGCACUACAGAUUAAUAUAGCUAUUAAAAUGUUAAUUAUUAUUAUCAUUAUUACAUGUAUUCAUUUGCUUUGAUUCUGUAGUUAUGUAGACAAUAAAUGACUGGCUAUACUGUU
Molecule: messenger RNA, 4996 nt
Organism: Mugil cephalus (flathead mullet)
Lineage: Eukaryota; Metazoa; Chordata; Actinopteri; Mugiliformes; Mugilidae
Gene: rubcn
Product: rubicon autophagy regulator
Exons: 20
Coding region: 251-3079 (942 amino acids)
Biological process (GO): negative regulation of autophagosome maturation; negative regulation of endocytosis
Cellular component (GO): early endosome; late endosome
Molecular function (GO): phosphatidylinositol phosphate binding
Source: RefSeq, a predicted model, not a curated record